Molecule: messenger RNA, 2564 nt
Organism: Rhea pennata
Lineage: Eukaryota; Metazoa; Chordata; Aves; Rheiformes; Rheidae
Exons: 4
Coding region: 152-1531 (459 amino acids)
Biological process (GO): negative regulation of nodal signaling pathway
Cellular component (GO): cytoplasm
Source: RefSeq, a predicted model, not a curated record
CGUCCGGGGGGCGCCGAGUCCGGCGGGCGGAGACGAGGGGCAGCGGAGCGGGGAUGAGCUCAGGGAGCUGCUCCUGGCAAAGCUGCACCGGACCCAGUCUGAGGACCUGCUGGAGGACCCCACAGAGCUGGAGACGCUGUCCCCAGGAGUGAUGGAUCCCGUUAUCCUAGGGAGCACUGUCUCUGUGGAGACUGGCCAGCCUGGGAUGGCCACCCUGGCUGACCCUGAUUCCCGACCCAGCUCAGGCUUCUGCGAGCUGGGCUCACUGUCGGACUCAUGCCCCUCGGUGCGCAGUGAGGGCCUGGGCUCCCCGUCGUGCUCCUGUCCCUGCUCAGCUGACGAGGCCGCCGUGCAUCUCCUCCACCUGCGACUGCGGUGCCUGACAGGUGCUCGACGCCCUGUUUCCACUGGGGACCUGGAGUCGGUCCGGAGCCUGGGGGAUGCCUGUUUGCAGCGGCCACCCUAUGAACGUGACUUGGUUUCCCGCAGCACCAGUGAGAUCUACCGAUACCCCAGCCCGCUGCACGCUGUGGCCCUACAGAGCCCACUCUUCACCGGCCCGCCCCACUGUGAGCGGCCAGCCCUGCUGCCAGCCACUUUGCCUACCAGCGCUCCCCAGUGCACCUCGGUGCUCUCACCAGAGCGGGGCCGGGCCCGGCUGGACCGCUAUAUCUCCACACUGGUGUUGCGAUACAAGUGUCGUGUGGCCAGUGGCCGCCCCGAGCCCGGGCGCCUCUCGGGCCAGCAGAAGAGCCACUCACUCUCCUCUGUCUGCAGCUCCCUGCUGAGCACGGGGCUGCCAGCAGGCUGGAAGAUCCGUAGGCGCAUCUCCACCUGCUCUCACCUCCGCUCUGUGGAGUGUCCUGAGGGUGUACGUGACCCCACUGGCCUGGAGCUCUUAGGUGGGCACAGCUCCACUGCUUCGUCUGUUGGCUCCAUCCAGUCAGUGGAGCUUGGGGUGGGCUCCCACCCAGAGCUGCUGUCGCCAAAGGGGCACGCCAGGACGCCAGGGCUCCUGGCCCCUCCCUGGGGAGGGGACAGUGCUGACAGCAAGAGGCUCUACCAGGGGAAGCACGCUUCCCGGCAGCUUUUGAAGGCAUUGGAAGACACAGAGCAGAGCUGGCUCAGUCCCCGGGGACUCCUGCGCCGGAUCACCCUCCACUGUCGGCCUGGCAGGCAUGGUGCCCGCUGCAGCUCAGAGGUGAAUGUCUGCAUGGCGGCACCAGGCCCUGAGGACCCUGGGCGGUACAAAUGGGCCUCAGUGCUGGAGAUCUCUGGCCGGCGGGAGGGCUCCAAGCCCUGCCCUGCCCUGCUUGGCCACCACCUUGCCUUCUCCAUGGACUCCUGCUUCCCUGGUGAAGUGGAAGCUGGGCACCGGCUCCGUAGCCAUGCCCUCCCACCACAUGAUGCAGCCACGCUGGGCCCCAGCAGCUCCCGCCUGCGCCGGGCCCGCUCUUUUAAGGAGCUGAAGCGGAUGGUGAGCCGCCCUUUCCGGCCCCUGGGGCUCCGAGGUGGUGGUGGAACGAGGUGAUGCUGCCCCUGGGGCUCUGCUCACAUCACGUGCUGCUGUUGCGGCCUCCGCUCUGCCAGGCCAGGUGCCUUGCAUUUUGCCUGUGGGGCUGGAGGCCUGAACACCUCCACACAGGUGUGGGAGGAGUGCAGGGUGCCCUCAACGGUCCCAACCGCUCUUGAUGUGGCAAGCAUUAAACGCCAUGAUGGGGGGCUCCAGUUCUGUUUAUUUCCAGGAAACCGCAAGUCUGUGUGCCAAGCAGGGAGCCCUCAGCCGCUACCUUUCAGAGCAGGCUCUUGGAGCUGGGCUCGCAGCUGGUGCUCCCCUCAGCCAGGCUCAGGUGUGGUGCGAGGCUGGAGGAGGGGAUGGUGUGUAUGUGAUACCUGCUGGCAGCUGAGGGGCUGGGACGAGGGAGAGCAAACAGCUCAGCUGUGCUCCAGGGAUCCAUUUCCUUAAAGCAGGAGGAGACAGAUGACAGGGCUGAGAGACAUUUGCUUGUGUCUCCAUCAGCUGCAGAGACAGCGAAGGGGAAGAGUGGGCCUCCAGGCCAAGCCCAUGGCACGGGCAGCCCACAUCCUCCUGUGGGACUGGGCCAGGAGCAGUCAUGCUGGAGGCCGGGUGUGUCUGGGAUGCUGAGCCACCACCACGGGAAAGGGCAUGGUGGGAGGUGCAGCCCCGUCCAGGGGAACUGUGGGAGUGUCCGGGCUGCACCUACGAAAACAUGCUGGCGUAGAGCUGCUUCUCCUGCUGGCGGUAGGCACUCAGCUGCGACUCUGCCAGCUCCAGGUAGUGCCGCACGCUGGCGUCUGUGGGGUUGGGCAGAGGGUGAGCCCAGGCCCCCACUACCCCUGCUGCUGCUUCCCCCCGUGCCGCUGCUCACCUCGUGGCUGCAGCAGCGCCGCCUGGGCCAGGCAACACCGCGACUGCUCGUAGUCGUGCAGGUGGUAGGCAGCCACACCAGCACGGUACAGGGCCUUGGCAUUGUGGGGCUGCUGCUCCAGCACCUUCAGGCUGUAUUCCUUUACCCGCUCAUAGUUGACUGGCUCCAUACGCA